Molecule: messenger RNA, 2584 nt
Organism: Dictyostelium purpureum
Lineage: Eukaryota; Evosea; Eumycetozoa; Dictyosteliales; Dictyosteliaceae
Exons: 7
Coding region: 1-2472 (823 amino acids)
Molecular function (GO): ubiquitin conjugating enzyme activity
Source: RefSeq, a predicted model, not a curated record
AUGGCAGGAAAUUUAGAAAGAUUGUUUGAAAAAUGGCAAAAUUCUUUAAAUGAAGCAGAGGAUUUCAUUUGGUUAGAAUCCACCAAAGCAUCAAUAAACUUAUUAUAUAAAGGUCAUUCUAUUACAAUAGGUUUUCCAACUGACAUUAAUGAUAUAAAAGGAUUUACUUUUUCAAGUAAAGAAAAACCUAUUGAUCAAUGGAUAAGUAAAGUUAAUUCAGAGAUUCAAAAUAAUAGCUCUAUAAACUCGUUCACUGAUAUUUUAUCAAUGUCACUAGAUAAAUAUAAUAAUAAAAAUAAAAUCGAAUCGGAUCAAGAGGUUUUAGAUGAAGUUGAAGAUGAAGAUAGUAAUAUGGGUGAUCAUGAAAGUGGAAAUAUGGAGGAUAUCGAAGAAAAUGAUUUUGAUGAUGAAGAGGAUGAAGAAAUUGACGAAUAUGAGGAUUUAAAUGACGAAACAUUUGAUGGUGAUCAAUUCCAAGAAGCAUUACAAACAUUAAAAAUGAAAAAAAUAUGGGCUAAAAAGGAUCAAGAAAUUAGAGCUAAACUUGGGGAAAGAAAAAAGAAUGAUAAAGUAAAGACUAUUUUCAGUAGUGAUGCUGCUUUUGGUGUUUUAACAAAUGAUCUUUUUAAUAUUAUGCAAAAUGUUCAUUCUUUAGGUUUUUCAGCAACACCAAUCGAAGACAAUAUUUAUUAUUGGUCUGUUAAAAUUUUUGAUUUCGAAAAAGAUUCAAAAAUUAGUCAACAACUUCAACAAAUUAAAAAAGAGUUUGGUUAUGACUAUAUCGAAUUGCAAGUUUUAUUCACUGAAGAUUUAUAUCCAUUUUAUCCACCAACUAUUAAAUUAAUUAGACCAAGAUUACAAGUAUGUGAUAUGAGAUUUGUACUCAAUCAUUUAAAAGAAGUACUUCAAAAGUAUGGAUCAUUGGAUGUCAAUAACCCAAUGAAUGCAACUUCUAAUACCGGAUCAUAUUCAACAUUAGAGCAUAGUUUAUUAAGAUUAGAACUUCUUAGUGACACUGAACCAAGAGCAAAUAUGAAAUAUGGUAUAGAAAGUACUAUGAUCAAGCCAGUAAAAGCUUCACCAACACCUAUUACUAAUACCAAAACCCCAGGUAAAAGAGAUCCAUUCGAUAAAGAAUGUUGGGCCAAAGGCACUGGUUAUGGAAGAGGUAGCUCAAAGAGUGGGUGGAAUGUUGAUGCUUUUCUUGCAGCUCAAAAAGAAAGAGAUAACGAAAUUAAAGGCUUACUUUGUAUUAUCCAAGAAGAAAUUGAAAAAAAUCGACCUCCACUCGAUGUACUAGAAGAAUCAUGUUUAAUCCCAUUCAUAGAAAGUUAUUGCCGUGAAAUCUCAUUACUGGAUGUUGAAAGACAUUCCGAAAUUUGGUCCACUCUCUUUAAACUUUUAAAUACUCUUUUAGACUAUGAUAUUUAUAUUUCUGUAUUCUGUCAACUUCAAUUCCAAACAAGAUCAUUGGGUGACUACAUUAAUGAUAUUUCAAAACAAAUUACAUUGUUUUUAAAGAGAAUAAAUGAUCAAAAGGAUCCAAAUUCAAAACUAUAUGAAUCCAUUAUCAAAGUUAACGAAAAAAUGAAUAAUAGAAUAAAUCAAUUAAAUGAUGAAUUAAAAGCAUUAGAACAAAACAGAACAAAAUUAACAAUUAGUGAAACAAAUGAAAAUGUAGAGGAUCAAUAUAUUAAAGUAUUAAAACCAUAUCUUUUCGACUCUGGCAACAUCGUAACAAACAAAGCCAAAACGGCAUCAUCACAAAAAAGAACCAUAAGAAUUGCACAAGAGCAAGCAUCAUUAAUUAAAUCUUUACCAUUUAAUUUCGAUAGUAGUGUUUUCGCAAGGGUUGAUGAAGAUAAUAUAGACUGUAUGCAAGUUUUAAUUACUGGUCCAAAAGAUACUCCUUACAGUGGUGGUUGUUUCUUAUUUAGUGUUAAUUUUCCACAAGAUUUCCCCGACUCACCACCACAUGUUUUGCUUUUGACAACUGGUGGUGGUACAGUACGUUUUAAUCCAAAUCUUUAUGCCAAUGGUAAGGUUUGCCUUUCUUUAUUAGGUACUUGGUCAGGAAAUGCAGGUGAAACUUGGAAUGCAAAUACAUCCACACUUUUACAAGUAUUCGUUUCAAUUCAAUCAUUAAUUCUUGUACCUGAUCCAUUCUUUAAUGAACCAGGUUACGAAUCUCAAAUAGGCAGCAGAACAGGUAAAGUUAACUCUCUCAACUAUAAUCAAAAUUUAAUUCCUUCAACUGUUGAUUUUGCAAUGAUCGAAAUGAUUAAAAAACCACCUCCUGUUUUUAAAGAUAUCAUUACUGCUCACUUUUAUUAUCAACGUCAAAAAAUUAAACAACAAUGUGAUCAAUGGAUUGAACAAUUUAAAGAAUCUAAAAAAGAUGUCACUAAAUUUUUAAAAUCUGUAAACACUUUGACUGAAGAAUUAAAUAAAUUACAAAAACCAAAUCUUUAGAAAAUGAUCAAAUAAUAAUAAUAAUAAUACUAAUAAUAAUAAUAACAAUAAUAAAAAAUAGUCAUCAAAAUAAUAUUUAAUUAAUUUUUCAAUAAAAUUUUUUUCAUAAAUU